Molecule: messenger RNA, 1098 nt
Organism: Schizosaccharomyces octosporus yFS286
Lineage: Eukaryota; Fungi; Ascomycota; Schizosaccharomycetes; Schizosaccharomycetales; Schizosaccharomycetaceae
Product: nucleotide-sugar 4,6-dehydratase
Exons: 1
Coding region: 1-1098 (365 amino acids)
Molecular function (GO): dTDP-glucose 4,6-dehydratase activity
Source: RefSeq, a predicted model, not a curated record
AUGACUACUAGCGAUGAAUAUGAACAGCAUGUACUAGUAACAGGUGGAGCCGGUUUUAUUGGGUCGCAUUGCUUGGAUUUCCUUGUAUCGAAAUAUCCUCAAUAUCAUUUUACGUGCAUGGAUUCAUUGAAUUAUGCGAGUGAGAAUAGUAAGAAACACCUUCAAAACGUUUUGGGGAAACCUAACUUUACCUUUAUAAAGAUCGAUUUGGUUACAGAAUAUUCAGCUCUCGAAAAGUUCAUUGUCGAUGACUUUCCAAAUACUCAAAUAACACAUAUUAUCAACUUCGCUGCGGAAUCAUGCGUUGAUCGCUCUUUUCAAAAUCCCAUCUUCUUUGUUAAAAAUAAUAUCCUUUGUGCUCAACAUCUUUUAGAAUGCUCUCGUCUCUUGCUUGAUCGGUAUCCUCAUCUUCAUCGUGAGUUUACUUUUUUACAUAUUUCGACGGAUGAGGUCUAUGGGGAACAGGGAGUCCAUGAAAACGCAAAAGAGAAUUCUGCAUUGAGACCAACUAAUCCUUAUGCUGCUUCGAAGGCCGCUACCGACUUGAUCGUUCAAUCGUAUUACUAUUCAUAUAAUCUUCCAGUCGUAAUGAUUCGUGCUAAUAACAUUUAUGGACCACGGCAACACAAUGAAAAACUGGUUCCUAUGACCAUUAAUAAGCUUCAUCUAUUUCUUCAGCAAAAAAAUCAUGAUGUUAUGUUGGAUAAAAUCACCAUCCACGGCGAUGGUUCGCAAAAGAGAAAAUAUUUGCAUGUGUAUGACUUCUUGACAGCUUUGGAUUUAGUUUGGAAAAAACAACGAAAAAAUGUAUCAGCCUCUUCAACUCCUCGUCCUGCGGGUCCGCAAGUCUUCAAUGUUGGAUCCGACGACGAAUUGGACAAUUACUCUCUUGUGAAACAUAUAUGUAACUGUUUUUUCAAGAAGAAAUUUCCCUCCAGAAAAUUUGAUGACUCCCAGUUCAUGGUAUUCGUAAAAAACAGAAAUUAUAAUGAUGCAAGAUAUUCCUUAAAUUAUGAUAAAAUCAAGCAAAUUGGCUGGAUGCCUCAAAUCUCUCUUGAUCAGGGCAUCAAUGAACUUAUUAACGAUACUUUCGAAUAG